CUCACACACAGAAACAGAGGAAGCCGCCGGACGCAUCAAAACUAGAACCGGCGAACAUAAUAACAGUAGCCACCGAUGAUGGCAGCACUUUCAAUUGGCUCAAUUGGCGUAGCCACCUCUGCCGCUGGCAUCAACCGCGUCCGUACAAAGUCAAAACCGACCAAUUUCAGGCCCAAAAUCUCCUGUAUCGGAUGGGAUCCGGAAGGUUUAUUGGGUCCGCCGCAAACAGGGCACAUCGCUCGCCGGGAGUUCCAGAGACGGCUUGAGAAAGACGCAGAUGCUCGAGAAGCAUUCGAGCAACAUGUACGAGAAGAAAAGGAGCGACGCAGAGCUCUUCGCCAAUCCAGGGUGAUUCCGGAUACUCCAGAAGAGCUGGUAGAGUACUUUCUCAACACAGAAGCGCAGGAGAUUGAAUUUGAGAUUGCCAGACUAAGGCCUAGGUUGGACCAAGAACUUUUCUCGCACCUCCAAUUUGAAAUAGGACAGAUUCGGUUUGCUGUUUCAAAAACUGAGGCGAUGGAGGAUAGAUUGAUUGAGCUGGAAGCGCUACAGAAGGCUUUGCAAGAAGGAACAGAAGCAUAUGAUACGAUGCAAGGUGAGCUUAUAACAGCGAAGCAAAGCCUCACGAAAAUUUUGACAUCAAAGGAUGUAAAAGCCACGUUGUUGGAAAUGGUGGAGCAAAACGAACUAAAUAGAUCCUUAUUGACCCUUUUGGAUGAAAACAUAGCAAAUGCGCAGAUAGCAAACCAGAAACAAGCAGCAGCUUUCAUGGAAAAGGUUCGUGCAGCUGUUCUCAAGUACAUCACAGUCUAGUAUAGAGGUGGUAAAGGAUUAGUGUUUUGGUCUUUGUAGUAGUAACCGUAUUGAUGUAGUGGCAGUAGUUAUUGUAUUAGUUAAAAAUUUGGGUCAAGAAUGGGAAUUUAAUGUAUCUGUAAAAAAGAGUGGGUUUAGUGUUACCAUCCAUUUACAAACAAAGAUACAACUGUUUCCUCCAGGGAGAAGAUGGAUCUGUUCCAAUUGUCAGUUUUUUUUGUGGAUACAACAUUAUUCUAGUCAAUUUAUACUCCUGUGUGUGUAAUUAUGUGUUUACUUGCAUGCAGUUAUAUUUUAUAAAGAAACUUAUUCAAA
Molecule: messenger RNA, 1128 nt
Organism: Rubroshorea leprosula
Lineage: Eukaryota; Viridiplantae; Streptophyta; Magnoliopsida; Malvales; Dipterocarpaceae
Source: the annotation of a GenBank genome assembly